Molecule: messenger RNA, 867 nt
Organism: Lactuca saligna
Lineage: Eukaryota; Viridiplantae; Streptophyta; Magnoliopsida; Asterales; Asteraceae
Source: the annotation of a GenBank genome assembly
AUGGGGAAAGUGGUCGUGCUUACAUCAAACAUAAAAUGGAUCAAUGAAGAAAUAUCAAUUAUAGCUGAUGAGGUGGAGUAUAGGAUUGGAAUCGUUGAAUACACCGACGAUUGGUCCGUGUUCAAACCACUACUGUUUGACAAAGUCAAGGAAUCUGAUGACGAGGAGGAAGAAGUUGAUAAAAUACCAGAAACAUGGAUGAACGAGGGGGAACAGGAACCAAAAGACGGAGAAAUUUGGGACGAUGAAAAUCACAACUCACCUAUGAAAACUCCGACCCUGUUGAAAGAACUGGAGAAUGGAGAAAUCCGGAAUAAUGAUAAUCACAAGUCCCCGGAGUUGUCCCAGUCAAAUCUGACGGCUCUGGUAGUGUCGGAAUCAACGACAACAAUGGGAGACACUGAUGUUCGGAUAGGCGAAAGUACACUUGGUUGUUUUGGGCCUUUCCUAAUCAACUCUUCUCUUUUCAGCUUUAAAUCGCCCCAGACCCAUCGAAUAUCGGAUCCCAUUGUGAAAACUCAGAUCAGUACUAGGCAUAAUCAAAAUAAAAGAAAGUGGGAUAAAUCUGGAAACCGGAGCUCCAAAAACACAAGAAUCUCUUCCACACCAGAACCAAACUCUACACAUCCAGGUAAUCUAGCUCAUCCUCAAAUCGAUAGGUUUUCGUUUAAUAUGGACGUGGUACAUGAGAAGUCUCAGACAGUUAUCAACUCUGAUAUCGUGCCACCGCCAAUUGUCAAUGUCACAUCGACCGAAUUAGAAGAAACUGUAGCUAUCGGGACUAAGAUUGGGUUCCAAAUUGAUGUUCGGGAGCCACUCCUUAUUGCGACAGUUGGAGAAAUCAGAGAGAAAAUCUGUUAUCAAUGA